Messenger RNA from Jatropha curcas, 1612 nucleotides. RefSeq lists its product as uncharacterized. Lineage: Eukaryota; Viridiplantae; Streptophyta; Magnoliopsida; Malpighiales; Euphorbiaceae. Gene Ontology annotation, biological process: protein transport. The record is from RefSeq and is a predicted model, not a curated record.
AUUAAUAUGUAUAGCUUUUCUUCAGGCUCUCUCUCUGUGGCGUGCUUAAUUAAUAAGCAGACACAUACAGAGAAAAUUUUUAGAAAAAAAGAAAAGAAAAAUGGAGGCUCUAUUGAAUUUUGUUCUUGGAAGGAAGUUGAAGACAUCAAAACUCAAGACUCUUACAAAACUUGCAAUUGCUAGGGCUACCAUUUUCAAGAACCAGAGACAAGUUCUUUAUUCUCAUGCAAAAUUUGAUGUUGCUGAGCUCUUGAAACUUGGUCAUCAAGAACGAGCUCUUAUUCGUGCUGAGCAUGUGAUCAAGGAACAGAAUAUGAUGGAUGUUUUUACUAUGAUUGAGGAUUAUUGCUACCUUCUCUUAGAUAGGGUUAUGCUCCUUAAAAAAGACAGGGAGUGUCAUGAAGAGCUUAAAGAGGCGAUUUCGAGUUUGAUAUUUGCAUCUUCAAGAUGUGCAGAAUUUCCAGAACUGCAACAGCUUCGUUGGACUUUUGUAACAAGAUUUGGGAAAGAAUUUGCUGCUCGUGCCGUUGAGUUGCGAAAUAAUUGUGGAGUGAGUCCUAAGAUUAUACAGAAGCUCUCGACCCGACGGCCAAGCUUGGAAAGCAGAUUGAAAGUUCUUCAGUACACUGCUUCUGAGAAUGGUAUAGUUUUGCAUUUGGUGGAAGAUGAGCCUGCUGUUGAGGAGAAACGGGAAGCAGUCCAGAAGCAGAAGUGGCAAGAAUCCUAUAAAUCAGGAGCUAAGUGGUAUGAUACCGAAUCUGAAGAUGAAACCUAUGUUUUGACUGAGGAGUUGAUGCCUGAUGAGAAGUUAUCUGCAUCAUUAAAACCAAAGAAGAAAUAUAGAGAUGUAGCUGCCGCUGCUCUUGAGGCCUUCGAAUCUGCAGCUUAUGCAGCAGCAGCUGCAAGAGUUGCCGUUGAACUGUCAAGACCUAAAUCUCUGGACAUGGAUCAAGAUGAUCAUGGUGGUUCUAGUAACCAAGGAAGAUAUGGAUAUUUAGAUGCAUGAAAAAAUCGAUAACAAAUCAAUAUUUGGAAAAAUCUAUCCAUCUGACAAACAACACCUGUUCUGAAUCAGAAAAUGAAGAUCGUAUCAGGAAAGAAUUGGAAGACAGCAAAAACAAGCCUGGGGUAACAGAUAGAACACCAUUGCUUUAUGUUCGGAUUCUGAACGGAACUUACUAUCACCAAACCUCCAAGAUUUUAAUUCUUAUAAAAAAGCUCACUUUUCCUAGAAAUUAAAUCAAAAACUUUGAAUAUUCAAAUGCAGUUGCAGAGGGAUAUGACUCAGAUGAGGAUGAGGAUAAGACUCCACACAGAUCUCCAGAGUAGAUUCUACAGAAAUCUCAUGCUGAUGCCAUAAAAAAGGGAGGAAAAUCCAGUUUGAAAGGCACAUAUAAAAAAAAAAAAAAAGACUUGGUGGAGUAUUUAAAUCCACAACAUUCAAGGCUAAUGAGGCCUUUAUCAAUGAGAAAUAGGAGAGCAUGGAGGCGCUAAUGAGAGAGGAGUGGAAAUUUUGUUUUUUCUUGGUUUUAGAUUCAAUAUGGAGUCUGGACAAAUUUCUAUUUUUAAAUUUUUAAUACAUAAAUUGUGAAAAGAUGUUUAGUUUCAAUAC